Molecule: messenger RNA, 604 nt
Organism: Zonotrichia albicollis (white-throated sparrow)
Lineage: Eukaryota; Metazoa; Chordata; Aves; Passeriformes; Passerellidae
Source: RefSeq, a predicted model, not a curated record
AUGUGUCCUUUGGGAGUGCCGCAAGGAGGUCAGUGGGGAUUCCCAGUGGAGGAGGUGCAAUGCAUGUGUAAGCAAGAUUAUGGGGACAAGGGUUAUGGUGGGAAUGUCCUGUACCAGGAACAUGGACUGCAGGAGGACCCCGACGUGUGGCAGGUCCUGGGGGGUGACAAGGACGACUUCCUUGUUUAUGACCGGUGCGGCCGCCUGGCUUUCCACAUCCAGUUGCCCUUCAGCUUCCUCCACUUCCCCUAUGUGGAGGCAGCCAUCCGCUCCAGCCACGUCAAGGACUUCUGUGGCAACUGCUCCCUCUACCCCAACACUACCCAGGAGGCUAACAGCACCAUGGAGGGCCCUGCCACCCCAAGCUCCCUUCCUGAACAUGAGGGGAUGGAGUCAGAGACCCCGGUCCACCAGCACAAGCCCCUCCAUCCUCACCACCAUCAUGAAGUCAACAGCGAGAGAGACACAAAGCCAAGUGAGGACCACAAACCUGCUACCCAUGCUCACCACCACCACGGAGACCAUGGCCAGCUCCAUCACAAGGAAAAGAAGCAGAAGGAGGGGGAUGAGCAUUAAACCAGGCUGGGCAGCCUUGCAGAACCCA